AUGAUGAGUAUUUUGAUUUUACUUAUUUGCUGUAUGGGAUUUUUGGGGAAUGGAACUGUCAUCUGGCUUCUUGGUUUCUGCAUUAGGAGGAAACCGUUCACCACCUACAUCCUUAAUUUGGCUGUUGCUGACUUUGCAUUCCUCCUGAACUUAGCGAUCAAUAUUGUUUUUUGGAUUAUUUAUUACCAGUAUGUUAUUUAUAGCAUUCCUCUUUAUCUCUUAGCCUUUACAUACAACACUGGACAACUUCUUCUGACAGCAAUCAGCAUUGACAGAUGUGUGUCUGUCCUCUUCCCUAUUUGGCAUCGGUGUGUCCGCCCGACACAUUUGUCCAACACUGUGUGUGCCCUCAUAUGGGUCCUCUCCUUUCUGCUCUGUUUAACCCUCUACAUUAUUGAAAUAAUUUACAGCUUUCCACCUUGGUUUCCACCUUGGUUCUCAGGAGCAGGCCAAUUUCUCUUGACUGGAAUGCUUUGCCUCCCACUCAUGACAAUUUCAACUGUGAUCCUUUUCAUCAAAGUCUGUUUUAAAUCCCACCCUCGAAAGCGGGGAAGGCUUUUAACAGUUAUUUUACUUACACUCCUCUUCUUCCUCAUUCUUGCUUUUCCACUCAAUGCCAUGAUUUUUGCUAUGUCAAUUGUAAAUAUUAAUCUUGAACUCCGUAUUGGGUUUUAUUGUGCCUCCCUCAACAGCAGUGUGAACCCCUUGCUGUAUUUUCUGGUUGGGAGGAAGAAGGGAGGUCGAUCUAGGGAGAGCCUAAUGGUCAUCCUCCAGCGGGCUUUGAAUGAGGAGGAGAAUGACAGACAGGAAAUGGACCCUCAUUGUUCAAUCCCACUUAGGAACCUUUCAUAAGAGUUCUUUGGUCUGGCUGUAAUAUGUCCU
This is a messenger RNA of Lacerta agilis (Sand lizard), 882 nucleotides long. RefSeq names its product mas-related G-protein coupled receptor member H-like. The transcript is spliced from 2 exons. Gene Ontology annotation, biological process: G protein-coupled receptor signaling pathway. Gene Ontology annotation, molecular function: G protein-coupled receptor activity. The record is from RefSeq and is a predicted model, not a curated record. Lineage: Eukaryota; Metazoa; Chordata; Lepidosauria; Squamata; Lacertidae. Bases 1 to 852 code for a protein of 283 amino acids. Gene Ontology annotation, cellular component: membrane.